This is a messenger RNA of Lycium ferocissimum, 1077 nucleotides long. RefSeq lists its product as uncharacterized. NCBI's taxonomy places the organism in Eukaryota, Viridiplantae, Streptophyta, Magnoliopsida, Solanales, Solanaceae. The coding region runs from base 1 to 1077 and encodes 358 amino acids. The record is from RefSeq and is a predicted model, not a curated record. The transcript has 2 exons.
AUGUGGAUUGAAUUAGGGAUUAAACAAAUCCCCAAUUUCUACUCGUGCUUACCUCUCUUCCGUCAAUUGCUCAUCGUCGUCAUGGCAAUGGUUGGUAAGCCAAAUAGCAUUCAUAACCUUGCAAAAAAAAGAUGUGAAGAUCUAAGUCAACGGGUGUCUAUUAUAUCUGCAUUUGGGAGGGGGCAAUCUGAUCAAUUUAAGCAUGAGUACUGGCUUCGCUUAACUGCUUCAAUUGAUGUAGUAAGACUUCUUGUGAAUCAAGGAUUUGCAUUUCGGGGUCAUGAUGAGUCUAAAUCAUCACUUAAUAGGGGUAAUUUUCUUGAAAUUCUCUCAUGGUAUGCGAAACACUGUGAUAAAAUUCAUGAUUAUGUAUUGGAACAUGCUCCUCAGAAUGACCGAAUGACCUCUCCAAUGAUUCAAAAAGAUAUUGUGACUGCAUGUAAGAUAGAGACCAUCAAAGCUAUCAUUGAGGAAUUAAAUGGUGACUACUUUGCCUUAUUAGUUGAUGAAUCUUUUGAUGUGUCACGUAAGGAGAAAAUGGCUGUUGUUUUACGAUAUGUUGAUCGAAAGGGAUUUGUGAUGGAACGAUUGAUUGAUAUUGUACAUGUUCAAGAUACUAGUGCUUUAUCUCUAAAGAGUGCAAUUGUCAAUUUACUUUCUCAAAAUUCACUGAGUCUAUCUUAUGUGCGGGGGCAAUGUUACGAUGGGGUAAGCAAUAUGCAAGGUGAGAUAAAAGGCCUUAAAAAGUUGAUAAGGCAAGAAAGUUUCUCAGCACAUUCUAUUCAUUGUUUUGCUCAUCAACUUCAACUAACUCUUGUUGCGGUUUCUAAAAAAUGUAUUCAAGUGGGGGAACUUGUAUUAUUAGUUUCAAACGUUUUGAAUGUGUUGGGGGCUUCUUUUAGGGGUAUGGAUGAAUUUCGAGAAUCUCAAAAAGAAAGAAUUCAAGAGGCAUUAGAUAUGGGUGAACUUACAACAGGUAGAGGCUUGCAUCAAGAACCACUACAACAAAUUCGAUUAUCAGGGACAAAUAAUUUCGUCACUUAUAAGUCAUAUUUCGUCACCAAAAAUCUUGUGUGA